Molecule: messenger RNA, 1242 nt
Organism: Priapulus caudatus
Lineage: Eukaryota; Metazoa; Priapulida; Priapulimorpha; Priapulimorphida; Priapulidae
Exons: 1
Coding region: 1-1242 (413 amino acids)
Source: RefSeq, a predicted model, not a curated record
AUGUCGGAAAGCGUCACGAUGAGCCACGUCACGAACGUCCCCCGUGUGACGGACGGUCCCCGCGGCAGCGCGACGGACGUCCCGCGCUACGUGUGCGACGUGUGCGGUGAGGAGUGCACGAGCGAAGCGGACGCGCUCUCGCACGUGCAGGCCGCCCACAUCGAGUCCUCCCUCAGCUGCCCGUUCUGCGAGCUGGCAGACGUCGCGCUCGAAGAGCUGAGCCUCCACAUCGCCCACUGCCACCCAGAGGGCGCCGUUGUCUCGAGGGCGGGUGACGCAGCGCUGCGGUGUCCUCUCUGUGGAGUAAGUGACGCGUCACCGACGCGGCUACAGCUGCACGUCAAUAGAGCGCACCUGGACGCCACGAGUCCGGGCAGAGCUCGCGUCUACCCUGCUCCGCCAGCGGCCGCAAGAGAGGGCGCCGCCGGUGCGUCGGCGAGAGAGGGUGCCGCCGGUGUGUCGGCGAGAGAGGGCGCCGCCGGUGCGUUGGCGAGAGAGCGCGCCGCCGGGGCGUCCGCGAGAGAGGGCGUCGCCGAGGUGUCCGCGUCAGAGGGCGUCACCGAGGCGUCCGCGAGAGAGGGCGCCGCUGAGGCCGAUCGUCAUCGGGCGGUGGCAUGCCCGUUCUGCGGGUUGGAGUGCGAGAGCGCAGCACAGGCGCAGGACCACAUCCACGCGCGUCACAUCGACGCCAGCGAGGAUUCGCACUCCCUGCCGACGCCUCCGAUCGCUUUCCCUCGCGACGCCGGCGGAGACCCCAACGGUGGCUCCUUCACGCUCGCUCGAGCGUCGUGCGAUGACCGGGAUUCUCGGACGUCGAUCGCUGCUCGUCUCCGGCGCAAACAUGUGUUCGCUCGCGCGACGGGAGACGCCGACAUUGCGAGCGGAGCUUCGAAGACCGCUCGCGUGUCCGCCGUCGCUUCCACGUGCGACCGGCGGACGGGGCGCGACCGCCAGAAGGUGGCAAGACUUGUGAACGACAGCGGCGGGGGAGACUUCUGUGGGAGCACGAUCGCUGCGCCGCUCGUUAGCGCCGAGGACGAGCGAUGCUGCACGCGGGGUCUCGUCGAGCGACUACGCGCGCGCAUCCCGGCGCUGCUCCUCUGCGCGACCGCCGCACACUUUGCGUCGACGGCGGCCGACCGCGGCUGGGCGUGCGGCUACAGGAAUGCUCAGAUGUUGCUGUCGUCGGUCACGACUUCCACGCGGCGACGGGCGCCGGCGGCACGCACCCGCUACUCGUAG